Messenger RNA from Coprinopsis cinerea okayama7#130, 870 nucleotides. RefSeq lists its product as hypothetical. The transcript is spliced from 7 exons. Gene Ontology annotation, biological process: lipid homeostasis. Lineage: Eukaryota; Fungi; Basidiomycota; Agaricomycetes; Agaricales; Psathyrellaceae. Gene Ontology annotation, cellular component: endoplasmic reticulum; membrane. Bases 1 to 870 code for a protein of 289 amino acids. The record is from RefSeq and is a predicted model, not a curated record.
AUGACUCCCGCAUUCCUGGAACGAUUUAUAUUGGAAACUCUCGGUCUCACGAAGCUCCCACAAUACCUCCCCGUGUUCUAUCUCAGUCUCUUUGGCUUCACCCUGGUUCAUCUCGUGCUAGCACCGUACUUCAGUGCCCGGAUCGCCCCUCAGUCAUGGGGCGCUCUGAAGACAAGGAAAGCUAGGAAUAACUGGUCUAUCCACGUUGUUUCCCAGGUGCAUGUCCUCAUUAUCGUCCCAAUGGCGUUAUGGUGCAUCUGGCAUGAAGGCCCUGAGACCGAACAGAACCGCGCCUUUGGUUGGGACGACAGAAUAGGGUACCCUUAUGCUGUCGCCUGCGGUUACUUCGUCUGGGAUACCUUCGAUGCUAUCUAUAACUUCGUGGACACGGGCUUCGUUAUCCACGGUGUGGCAUGCACCCUCAUUUACAGCAUGUCGUUCCGACCCUUUGUUGCUUAUUACGGAACGCGCUGUCUACUCUGGGAAAUCAGCACCUUCUUCCUCAACAUCCAUUGGUUCCUUGACAAAACCAACCGAACUGGAAGCACCUUCCAGCUCGUGAACGGUAUCUUGCUCCUGUUCACCUUCUUCAGCGUUCGGAUGGUCUAUGGAGGAAGCAUCUCAUAUCAAUUCUUCAUCACCCUUUUGGGGAUCUGGAGACAAAUUCCCUGGCCAUAUACCCUCAUCUUCGGCGGAGGUAACUUUGCCCUUCAAGGUCUGAACUGGCUGUGGUUCUCCAAGAUGAUUGCCGCCAUCCGAAAGCGCUUCUCGGAAGAUGAAGAGCGUAAACAACUUAUUCCGCAAGAGAACGCUGAGAAUGGCGUCGGGAAUGGCAGUGGCAACGGAGCUGGAGCUGUUGCCUUGCAAUAG